Messenger RNA from Microthlaspi erraticum, 1890 nucleotides. The record is from the annotation of a GenBank genome assembly. NCBI's taxonomy places the organism in Eukaryota, Viridiplantae, Streptophyta, Magnoliopsida, Brassicales, Brassicaceae.
AUGGCGUCGAGACCCGGAGCUCUGACGGAGUGGCCAUGGAGUCGUCUUGGUAGCUUCAAGUACCUCUUGGUGGCCCCGUGGGUGAUGUCAAGCAUACACUCGUACGCGACGGUUAAGGACGAGGAGAAGGACCUCGGGAGGCUCUUGAUUGUGGUGCUGAUGAUGUGGCGAAUAGUUCACAGCCAGAUAUGGAUCAGUGUGUCGCGUCAGAGAACGGCCAUGGGGAGGAAGAAGAUCGUCGACAAACCCAUCGAGUUCGAGCAAGUUGACCGAGAGCGCACCUGGGACGACCAGAUCCUCUUCAACACUCUCCUCAUCUACAUCGCCAACAUCAUCCUCCCAGGCUCCGCCUGCCUCCCCGUUUGGAGACUAGACGGAGUCAUUUUCAUGGCUCUUCUUCACGCUGGCCCCGUAGAGUUCCUAUACUACUGGUUCCAUAGAGCUCUCCACCACCACUUCCUCUACUCUCGCUACCAUUCUCACCACCACUCAUCCAUCGUCACUGAGCCCAUCACGUCUGUGGUGCACCCCUUCGCCGAACACAUCGCCUACUCACUUCUCUUCUCCAUACCUUUAGUAACGGCGUCCCUUUGUGGGGUACUCUCCAUUGUUUCCCUCAUUGCAUACAUUACUUACAUUGACUUCAUGAACAACAUGGGACACUGCAACUUCGAGAUUUUCCCUAAGCGUCUCUUCCACUUCUUCCCUCCCCUCAAAUUACUCUGCUACACUCCCUCGUUCCACUCGCUCCACCACACUCAGUUCCGGACCAACUACUCUCUCUUCAUGCCCAUCUAUGACUAUGUCUAUGGGACUACUGACAAGGGGGGUGAGUCCCUGUAUGAGAGAUCGUUGGAGAGAGAAGAAGAAUCACCUGACGUCAUCCACCUCACUCAUCUCACCACACUCGACUCCAUCUACCAAAUGCGUCUUGGCUUCUCGUCCCUCUCCUCUCGCCCAUUGUGGUCUCGACCUCCAUGGUACAUCACUUACUUCAUGUGGCCCUUCACACUCCUCUUCUCCUUUUUUCUCACAUCCGCUCUCUCCUCUCGCACCUUUGUUUUUGAGCGAAACCGUCUCCGUAACCUCACCCUUCACUCUCACCUCCUUCCCAAGUUUUCCUUCCACUAUAAAUCUCAGCGCCACCGUGAGGCCAUCAACAAUAUCAUAGAGGCAGCUAUCCUUGAAGCAGAUGAAAAGGGUGUGAGAGUAAUGAGCCUUGGCCUGAUGAACAAUAGGGAGGAGCUAAACGGGUGUGGAGAUAUGUACGUGCAAAAGCAUCCAAAGCUGAAGAUAAAAUUAGUGGACGGAAGCAGCAUGGCAGCUGCUGUAGUGGUCAAUAGCAUUCCAAAAGGAACCACAGAAGUUAUGUUUAGAGGCAAACCCACAAAGGUUGCUUUGGCUAUUGUCUUUGCUCUAUGCCAAAGAGGCGUCAAGGUGGUGGUGUUACGCGCGGAGGAACACAACAAAAUCCUCAAACCUGGGGUCAAUAUCAAAAAUCUGUUACUGCACACGAGCAAGAAUUACUCCCCCAAGGUGUGGUUGGUGGGGGAUGAAAUAAGGAAAGAAGAGCAGAUGAAGGCAAAAGAAGGAACACUCUUUAUUCCCUUCUCUCACUUACCGCUCCAUGAACUUCGUGAGGACUGUCUCUACCAUUCCACUCCAGCUAUGCUUGUUCCCAAGUCUGCCCAAAACAUCGACUCCUGCGAGAAUUGGCUGGGGAGGAGAGUGAUGAGUGCGUGGAGAGUAGGAGGCAUAGUGCAUGCACUUGAGGGUUGGGAGGAGCAUGACUGCGGCAACACUCGCAACUUCUUCCAUCUCCAAGUCAUCUGGGAAGCUGCUCUCCGCCAUGAUUUCCGACCUAUCCUUCUCCCAUCAUCUCAUCUCUGA